UGUUCGGUGUGAGUUGGUGUUGCAGGUGUUGAGGUGAAUGAGGUGAAGCUGAAGAAAAGAAAAAAGAUGCCGGGUAACAUGAUGAUUGAAGAAUAAGAAUUCUCUUUUCUCAUUUCAAUGAAGAAGUGAAGACAGGAGACCAAAAAUCUGGAAGUGUGGAUGUUUCCGAUUGACAGUUUCGUCGUUUUUAUAUCUUAUGUUCGGGUGAUCGCGAAAUGGAGUCUUAUAAUCAGUGAACGCAUCGUUGCAUCAUGAGUUUGAGAUCCUUGUGGUCGGGAUUUUAUUCCCUGCUGUCUAAAAAACCGGUGGAGUUUACUGCAGAAGAGUACGAAAAUGUUCUGUUUUCAGCGAAGGUUGAGGAAGAAAAAGAACCAGAGCAACCCGAGGAAAAAUUUGAUACGUAUUGUCAACACAGGAUUGGCGUAAUAACCAAGAUGUUUCCCGAUUAUUGCAUGAUCGACCAUAAGUACUACGUUGAUAUAUCGGAGUUGACCGGUGAUAUUAAGCAAGGAGAUAAAGUUGAAUUUGAGGCCUAUGUAGUGGACGUCAAUCGUGAUUUGAAAGUUUCCAACGUUAAAUUGCUUGAAAGAGAUCAAUGGGUGCGAGGAACUGAGAAUACAGAUAACGAAUCAUGCCUCCUAAAAGAAAAUGCUACGAUACUAAAGAAUGAACCCGGACAAAUCACGGAAAGAAAUGGUAGGAAUUUGAAGAUCGAUCCUCCUGGCAUCACUUGCAAUAUGGAUAAAGUCAAGAUGGAGUUCAUACCAAUCGUUGGUGAUCAUGUACUUUUGACCGCUAUUGCCGAAGUGAUUGAAAAUAGAAAAAAACACGAAGAACGUAUUAUUGACGUGAGAGAAAUUCGUUACAGGGGAUGUAAGACGUUGGACGGACGAAUCACUCAUUUAGAAGUAGAUGGCGAGGAUAUCAGGGGUAUAAUCAAUAGAGAAGUUUAUUUCACCAAAAAUGAGUGUGAGCCUGGUUAUACACCAGCAUUAAAUGAUGAAGUUGCUGCCACCGUUAUUGAGAGUACUCAAGGAGAACUUUUGUGGAGAGCUAUAAAAAUUAUUCCUCCUCCAGAACUAGACCAAGGACCUGAUUACGCACAAAUAUUCGCUCAAGAAAAACUCUUUGAAAAUAAAAUGGGUUUAGAAGUACAUACUGUCAGUCCCAAAGUGAAUAUUAAAAUCGGAGAUAAUUGUAUCUAUCAGGUUAUCAUUAAAAACAGAAAUGAGCAUAAUGCUGCUCUGAAGAAAAUAGUGUUGCGUAAUUUUCAAGGCCGCGAGGUUAUCAGAAUAAGAGCUGAUUUUACGGACCCUAUUACUAUUCCAGCGAGAAACAAAAUAACCAUCGAUCUUGAGGUGAAACCGGAUUCACCGGGGUGUGUUCGAGAAACACUGAUAUUGCAUUUUGAAGGAGAUUUUGAAAUUGGCACGGGGAUAGAGUUUAUUGGAAUCGAUGAUCGUUGCAAAGAUGAAAUUAACGCGAGUUACGAUCUACCGCAAAGAUCGAAUGUUAGAGCGAAAAAUAUGGAAAAAAGAAACGCUGCCGUAAAGAAAAUAACCUUACCGACCAAGGUAGGAUUUGUAGUUCCUGGAAUACGUCCUAUCAAACCAGCUUCGUUUAUACCAAAUAGAUUAGACCAGUAUCCGAUUCCGAAGAAUUUAGCCAACAUUCUUCUGAACGAAGAAGACACUUUCAAAAAAUUUUCCGAGAUUGAAAGCGCAGUUGUGAAACUAUAUCCUUGUAUGAUUGAAGAAUUGGAUGAAAAAAAUUACCUUUUAAAAUUCCACAAUCUUUUGCAUAUCGAAGAUCAGGAACUUUCAAUCGCGAUAAAGAAGUACGAUCGAGAACGUGUAUGCUUUGAUAGAAGAGGCGAAUAUUUAUCGUUGGAAAUUCCAAAUUUAGCUGAAAGUAGACCAUCGCUUGUAAUCGGUGAUAAAUUAAUUGCUAGCGAUCCUGCAAUUUUCGGCAAGAGCACUACGAAAUACGAAGGUUAUAUCCACAAAGUGAACGCAAAUUCGAUAUUUUUGAGAUUCAACGACUCGUUCCAUAACUCGUACAACGGAAAAGACUACAGCGUUACGUUCGUUCACAGUCGUACAGGAAUUCGUCGUUGCCAUCAGGCAAUCAAUUUGGUGCAUGCUCAUUUAGGUCGCGACUGGUUAUUCCCUGACACGUUGAGUAAUCUGAAAAAUCCCCAAGUGAGUAUUGUAAGCGAAGACCCUCCAAUUGAGGAACAGAUCGAAGAAAAACAUACAUGCCCCGAUGGCGAACAAACUGUGAAACCUCAAUCAAAUCUUCAAGUCGAUGUUGGGCCGGUUGAAGACUAUGUUCAUAAAGAAAGAGUUUUGAAAUGGAUCAACGUUACAUUAAAUCAUUUCCAAAAAGAAGCCGUUCGUAAUAUUUUAGGAGGUGAAGCUAGACCUUUCCCUUACGUAAUAUUCGGACCUCCCGGUACUGGAAAAACUGUCACUGUUGUUGAAACCAUAUUGCAAAUCAAAAUACAAAUGCCUUAUAGUCGGAUAUUGGUAGCUACCCCAUCCAAUUCAUCGGCCGACUUAAUUUGCGAUAGAUUGCUUAGUUGGAAUUUAUUAAUUCCUGGAGACUUGGUCAGAAUUGUCGGAUUUAAUUAUAUUAACGAAGAUAGAAUACCUCCUCGUGUAAAACCUUUCUGUACGGUUGUUGACUUGAAAGGUGCUAACAACGCUGGGGAUGGCACUUACGAAGAGGAUGGUAUACGACACUCAAACAAACAAGCCAUCGGUCGACAUACGAUCACCGUCGGUACUUGCGUAUCACUCGGUAUACUUUACACGAUGGGUUUCCCCAAAGGACAUUUCACACAUGUGAUAAUAGACGAAGCCGGACAAGCUACAGAACCCGAAAUUUCAAUUCCGCUUGCGUUUUUAAAUACCGAUAAUCAAGCAAUCUUAGCCGGCGAUCCUCGUCAAUUAGGACCUGUCAUUACGUCAAGAGUUGCCGAAAGCUUAGGUCUUGGAGAAUCGUUACUGAGUCGUUUUCUGAUGAGAUUUCCGUACCAUCGUGAUCCCGAAAGUUACCCUGAUACGAAUGGUUACGAUCCUCGAUUAGUUACGUGGCUGUUAUAUAAUUAUCGUUCAUUGCCGCAGAUUCUUAAUUUGUACAGCGAAUUAUUUUAUGAUGCGAAAUUACAGCCUAUGGUUUGUGAUAAAUGCAGCGAGGAGGCGCAGGUUUUGAAAAUGUUGGCAAACGAAGUCAGCAAUCUCAAAACAAAAACUCGUGGAACUGCAACAUCUAUCGUAUUUCACGGAGUGAGAGGAGUAAACGCCCAAGAGGAGGACAGUCCAUCUUGGUUUAAUGACCACGAAGUAAUCAAAGUCGUCGAUUACCUUCAAGAUUUUUACAAAUGUGGUCUCACGAAUGAAGACAUUGGUAUCAUAACACCCUAUCAAAAACAAGUAAUGAAAAUCCGAGAAAUGCUUAGACGAUUCGAUUUAGAUUUGCCGAAAGUUGGCUCAGUUGAAGAAUUCCAAGGACAAGAACGUAAAAUAAUCAUUUUAUCGACAGUAAGGAGCGACGAAGGAUUGUUAGAUAAAGAUAAAAAACACGCGUUAGGAUUCGUAGCCUGUAAACAACGAUUGAACGUUGCAAUCAGCAGAGCCCGAUGCGCGUUAGUAAUUAUUGGAAAUCCGCAUUUACUCGUGAAGGAUAUAUCGUGGCGAAGCUUGAUUAAAACAUGCUUGGAUAGUGAUUGUUAUACUGGUUGCGAUUUACCUCUAAUUAUAUCGCAACGUUGAAAAUAACUGUGUCGGUAAUGUUGAUUCAAAUUAAUUUUCUUCUACGUUAAAGGUGAUCGUUCAAUCUUUCGUAGUAUUCGUAUUUUUCGUCAAUUUUGUGCAUAUUAUAACGUAACUUUAUUCGAAUAAGUACCUAGACUAGACCUACUGCAUUUUAUGUCUUAAACUUUCAUCCGACUUUGAAUCGUGCAGAGUGAUUAAUUAUGUUGAAUUUUUCUUACUUUCAGUCGACUGUUAUUUUUUUUCAGGAGGGAUAUGGUCUGUGCAAUUUUCUUGCGUUUUUUUUUAUACAUAGUUGUUUUCAAGUUACUGUAUACUAUGAAAUAAUCGAGUUUUUGUUUUCAAAUUUCAUCUUUAUAAUUUCAUGUAAAGUUUUUUUUUUGAUACGGGUUUUUUACCUAUUGUUUGUUUAUAAUUAUUAGAGAUGUUCCAAAUAAGUUUUUUUAUUUCGUAAAAUAAAACAUUUUUGAUAAUUUUU
This is a messenger RNA of Planococcus citri (citrus mealybug), 4254 nucleotides long. It is a transcript of the gene armi, whose product is annotated as armitage. The record is from RefSeq and is a predicted model, not a curated record. Gene Ontology annotation, cellular component: cytosol; P granule. Lineage: Eukaryota; Metazoa; Arthropoda; Insecta; Hemiptera; Pseudococcidae. The transcript has 17 exons. Gene Ontology annotation, molecular function: helicase activity. The coding region runs from base 252 to 3776 and encodes 1174 amino acids. Gene Ontology annotation, biological process: regulatory ncRNA-mediated post-transcriptional gene silencing.